Phytomonas sp. EM1 is the source of this 711-nucleotide messenger RNA. The record is from the annotation of a GenBank genome assembly. NCBI's taxonomy places the organism in Eukaryota, Euglenozoa, Kinetoplastea, Trypanosomatida, Trypanosomatidae.
GUUGGGUUUGGCUCUUGAGAAGAUUAACUUCAAGGAGUUCUCAGUAUACCAUAAUAGAAAAUAAAUUAGGGAACGUACAUUCCGCUUCGUGAUCGUGGUAUUACUUUAGCCAUCAUGUUACGUCAAACGUCUGUGCUGCAGCACUUUAGGGCUAAAAUAGAACUUGACCGCAUACGAGGCCUUCUGCGCGGGCGAGCCCGCCUUGAGCGCAAGAUUGGCUUGAAGCGACUCUUCUUCCUGAUGCGCACGCAGACUCGCUAUCGGGUUGAGCAGAAGGCUUUCUGGGAACGGGCUAUAGUGCGUAAAAAUGUUGAUAGUGCUGCACAGGAGCAUGGUUCGAGCUGGAUGUACCUUCGGAAUGAUCUUGCCCGGCAGAACCUCUUGUUAUUGCCUCGUACGCAGCAGAUAUUAGCGCAAUACGAGCCGUUGGCUUUUCGCGCUAUUGUCGAGCUAUGCGCAUCGCGCCUACCCCCACCCCCACCCCCGAUGACAGCGCAAAUCCCCGAAGAGGUCUACCUGCUUCACGCCUCGAGCUCCUCGGAAAGCCACCCCGCCGCACGGAGGGAAUUGCGAGAAGGGGUGGAAAGGAUGCUCAAGGCUGGGAAGUCGGAAGCCCUGGAAAAAGGAGGCCCUCGCACCGUCGAGGGCUGGAUGGACGUGUGGAAGGAGUUUGAUGUCGGGUCUAUCACGAAAAAAAACGGAGGGGAAUGA